UAAUAUAAUGGGAAGGGUUUGAGCAAACCGCCAAAGCUGUUCAAAAAUAUGGAAGGGAAUCUACGAGAGAAACGGCUAAUUUCAGCAGACUUUUUUGGGCUUCUACUGCUUCCGCGCGGGCCCUGCGUGAACCUACUGCUGUGUUCAGAACGGUCCAACGCCCUCUGACACACUGUUCUCCGCCUCCACGACUUCACUACUUCCCCCUUCUCCACUUCUCUCUCUCUCUCUCUAUCCCCCCCUCCUUAUAUUCCCCUCCACAUUCUCCUCUCUCUCUCUCUCUCUCUCUCUCUUCUGUGUCUCCUACAACCCAAAGCUCUCUCUCUCUCACCAACCAUGGCUGAAGAGACACUGACCAAGGAACACGAGGCAGCGGAGGAGGAGAAGAAGGUGACGGAGAACGAGCAAACCCCGCCGCCGCCGCCGCCGCCUGCGCCCGAGGCCGAGGACGAGCCCAAGAAACCCGUCGCCGUCGCCGGCGCCGCCCCCGAUGCGGCGGAGGCGGCCAAAGCCGGCGACUUGAAGGCGCCCACCGCCGCCACCACCAUCUCCCAAGUCGUCUCCUUUAAGGAGGAGGAGGAGGAGGACGAGACCAACGCCGCCGACCCCGAGAAGAAGGCCCUCGACGAGCUCAAGCGGCUCCUCCGCUCCGCCCUCGCCAACCGCGACUUCCCCUGCCCUCCGCCUCCGCCCCCUCCCCCUCCCUCCGCGGCCGAGGAGGAGGCGACGGCGGAGGAGGACGGGGCCAGGACCGUCGAGGCCAUAGCCGAGUCCGUCUCCAUCUGGGGGGUGCCCCUGUUCGCGGACGAGAGGACCGACACCGUGCUCCUCAAGUUCCUCCGCGCGCGGGACCUGCACGUCGAGAGCGCCAUGGCCAUGCUCAAGGGCGCCGUGGCGUGGCGCCGGAGCUUCGCCAUCGACGCGCUCCUCGCGGAGGACCUCGCGGGCGCCUCCGAGCUCAGCAGAGCGGUGUUCAUGAGCGGCGCCGACCGCGAGGGCCACCCCGUGUGCUACAACCUCUACGGGGAGCUCCAAAGGAAGGAGCUUUACGCCGCGGCGUUCGCCGACGAGGAGAAGCGGCGGGGUUUCCUGAAGUGGAGGAUCCAGUUCCUGGAAAAGGGGAUCCGGGAACUGCUCGACUUCAAACCCGGCGGGGUCUCCACCAUGGUGCAGGUCACGGAUCUCAGCAACUCCGCCGUGGGCCCCGUCAAGCGCGACCUCCGCAAUGCCCUCGCCCUGCUUCUCGAUAAUUACCCCGAGUUCGUCGCCAAGCAGAUCUUCAUCAAUGUUCCGUGGUGGUAUCUCGCGUUCAACAGGAUGAUCAGCCCCUUCCUCACGCACAGAACCAAGAGCAAGUUUGUGUUUGCAGGGCCUUCUAAAUCAGCUGAGACGCUGUUCAAGCACAUUGCUCCGGAACAAGUCCCAGUUCGAUUCGGAGGCUUAAGCAAAGAAAACGACGAGGAUUUCACCACAUCCGAUGCUGUCACAGAAAUCGCCAUUAAGCCUUCUACAAACCAAGCCAUAGUAAUACCAACCAAUGAGACCAGCGUUGUUGUAUGGGAACUCCGAGUGCUGGGAUGGGACGUGACGUACGGGGCUCAGUACGUACCGAGUCGCGAGGAUGCGUACACGGUGAUCGUGCAAAAGGCGAGGAAGAUGUGCGGUGGUGAUGAGCCCGUUGUGAAGGAUUGCUUUAAGAUUCGGGAGCCCGGGAAAAUAGUUAUCACUGUGGAUAACACCACCACCAAGCGAAAGAAGCUCCUCUACCGAUACAAAACCAAGAAAGAGGUCUCUGCUUAAUUUAACAUAUAUAUUUAUGAGGAUCUAUAAAUUUGGAAAUAGGGUAACUUUUGGUAAGUGGACCAUUCGGUGGUAAUUUUGCUUGAUUUAAGUUGGACUUAUGCUCUGUUGUUCAGUUUGUUUUUUGAAUUAUUUACUUUGUCCGUGUAUCGAGUCAUUUUUACAUUCGCAGUAACUAUUGUUGUUAUUUGUUCAUUGUUAAUCUUUCUUUUGGGGGCUAAA
Ananas comosus (pineapple) is the source of this 2022-nucleotide messenger RNA. RefSeq names its product patellin-3-like. Lineage: Eukaryota; Viridiplantae; Streptophyta; Magnoliopsida; Poales; Bromeliaceae. The coding region runs from base 337 to 1800 and encodes 487 amino acids. Gene Ontology annotation, molecular function: lipid binding. The record is from RefSeq and is a predicted model, not a curated record. The transcript has 4 exons.